GCGACCAGAAGCACCUGCAAUGCACGAUCUUCCCCGGGAUGUUCUGCCCUCAGUGCGACGCCAACGGGAACUUCCUGCCCCAGCAGUGCUCCGGUUCGACCGGAUACUGCUGGUGCGUGGAUAUAAUCACCGGAGAGGAGAUCCCCAAAACCAAGACCGCACCUGGAGUCAGGCCCAUUAACUGCGCACAGAAUUUGCGCUGCCCAUAUGGAUGGACCAGAUUCGGUCGUCGGUGUUUCCUCUUUAUCGACACCCCAAAGACAUGGCCUGAGGCUGAGUUUUACUGUCAGUUCGAAGAAGCAAACCUGGCGUCAGUCCACAGUUACGAAGAGAAUCGCUUCAUCCAAACUUUCACCAGAGGAGACACACACAGCUUCCCAGAAACCUGGAUUGGAGGAACUGAUGCUAUACAUCUUGAUUUCUGGAUGUGGUCCGACGGCUCCAAGUUCGACUAUGAGAACUGGUACAAUGACGACCACAACGAGACGGAAGAGCGCUGCCUGAAGAUGAAUUAUCACUAUACCCUGAAGUGGUCUGCUGCUCCCUGCGACCACUAUCUCCUUUUGUUUUGUUCCAAGGACAACUGAACGCAUCUUCAGAAAUUAAACCUGAGCAAAAACAAACCCGACCCGUGUCACUAACUGCGGUUCGAGAAGCACAGAAGCUGCCAUUUUUACCAAACACAUGCAAUUUUUGUUUGUUGUAUAAGAAAUAAAAGCAAAGAAAUAAAACCAAUAAAAUUAAAUAAAGCA
Molecule: messenger RNA, 752 nt
Organism: Poeciliopsis prolifica (blackstripe livebearer)
Lineage: Eukaryota; Metazoa; Chordata; Actinopteri; Cyprinodontiformes; Poeciliidae
Product: ladderlectin-like
Exons: 5
Coding region: 39-587 (182 amino acids)
Molecular function (GO): signaling receptor activity
Source: RefSeq, a predicted model, not a curated record